AUGACAUCCAGUUCCAGCGGACCAGGUAUUCGCCCGGUGACGGCGCUGCCUCCCGGAGAGGUCCCCGAGGUGGUCAUCUCGCGGUUGCCUCAAUAUGUGCGCAUCCUGUCGCAGUUGUUGGACGCGGGCGAAGAGGUCACCAACUCCCAGCAGUUGGGAGAACAGUUGCAGGUGACGCCGGCGCAGAUCCGCAAGGAUCUUUCGUAUUUCGGCAGGUUCGGAAAACAGGGCCGAGGUUACGUGGUGCGGGAUCUUUUGCGGGAGCUGAAGCAGAUCCUGGGUCUGAACUCGGAGUGGAAUGUUGCGGUGGUAGGAGUCGGCCGGUUGGGGAACGCGAUCCUGAACUACCCGGGCUUCAACCCCGACGGGUUUCACCUGGUGGCGGCGUUCGACAACAACCUGGCCAACGUGGGACGCGAAGUCGGCGGGGUUUCGGUCCAGCCGAUGGCCGAGAUGGCGCAGACGGUGGCCGACCGCAGCAUCAGCAUCGCCAUCGUGGCCGUACCCAGCGCCCACACCCAGACGGUGAUCGACCAAUUGGUGGCGUGCGGGAUACGGGCGAUAUUGAACUACGCCCCGAUCAACGCACAGGUGCCGGACGGGAUCCGGGUACGCAGCAUCGACCCGGUGCUGGCGCUGCAGUCGAUGACCUACUACCUCACCGAGGAUGGCCCGUCGAUCAACGGAUCCACGGCAGCGCGGUGA
Geodia barretti is the source of this 705-nucleotide messenger RNA. The record is from the annotation of a GenBank genome assembly. NCBI's taxonomy places the organism in Eukaryota, Metazoa, Porifera, Demospongiae, Tetractinellida, Geodiidae.